AUGGUUUACACUUCUCAAGCCAAGGAACCAUCUAGGUCUCAUCUAAAGUCUAUCCAGGCCAUCACCAAGAUCCUAUUGGAGUCGCCAAAUCUCGACGUAUCACAACUGAAUGCGUCCUGGGUCCGGCGCACUGCCUACAAGCCUGAGGAUAUGACAGAUGACCAGUGUUAUAAAGUCGUCAGGCUCGUCAAGGCUCUCCAUCCGUACACCCCAAAACGAGUUCCAAAGAGCUCUGGAGGGGGAACUUCGCCUCCGACCGCCAACGCCUCCGCCAUGAUCCGCAUUGUAUUGUUGUCCAACCAUGUACUCAGAUAUACAGGGUACACCGAGUUUACCAGGAGAUUCGCACCGGCACCAUCAGUCGCAUCAUUACAUCCUGUACCACUUGGAGCGGCCGGCAUUUACGAUACUCUUUGUUGGAAGGCGGCAAACAAUUUCGACAUCUACGACCUACACAGGCAGCCUAUCUCAUCCGUCGUAACCGCAACAAAACACAAGGACGCCGUCUUCUUCAACUUUUUUGACCUCGAUGCCAUCAACGCGAUGUGCCAAAAGUACAAACUUCGCUUCAGACAACGUCUGACAUUUGUGAAUCGCUAUACCAUUCGAAUUCUUGGUGAAGUGAUCCCUGAGGGAGUGGACCGCGGUGAAGGGGCUCCCGUCGUCAGUGUGUGGGACGAGUCCAGAAAGGAUAAGACGCAGAAACUUACAGGCAUUGAUUGGUCAAGAGAAGGAGCUCGAACAGGAAUAACACAACAAAUGGCCCAGGAGCGGCUGGUGACGAUGAACAACGAGAUCAAGGACGUUGAAACGGACCAAAAAGCCAAGCGGGACGCAUGGGUUGCAGCGGACAAAGAUCGAAAUGAAGCAGCAGUGUACCAACGCCAGAUUAAACAGCUCUCCUCUCAGCAUCCAGGAUCAACAACGAAGGCGAACGACUCAAAGGCACGAAGACCGGAUCAGGAACAAGAUGCGUAUCGAGAACUUCAGGCAACACAGAUGAUCUCCGACGCUGCGUUUUUGGAUUGGAUGCAGAAGGACGAUGAGCUUCGGUCAAUGAAGGCUACCCGAUACGCGCUACAAAGGAUUCAGAAGACACGACCCAACUACGACCCCCCCUCGAACAAGAAACCGCUCAGGGCAGACCCUACAUGGACGAGGCCCGCCGUCGAGGCCAAGACGGAGAAUCUUCACAUCGACUGCCUCCUUGGUGCAGUAUUGGCUGAUCCCUCCAAGGCCAUCGGAUUCGACGGUGAUGAUCCAGGACUUUGCAAACUCGAUGCCUCGGCUACAACAACGCUGACAGGAGUUACCCAAUCAGUCAGGCAAUACUCGGUUCUCACAGGAAAUCCAUUCGCCUUACUCGCGGAGGUAGACAUGUUGGAGGAGAAGAAGUCCAAGGAAGAACAGGCGCAGGCCACGGUAUUCUUGCCCCCGAUACAUAGCAUCACAGCACCACAGAUUAACGACUUGACAUUCAGCGCAAAAUAUCAAAGGAAACGACAACAUCGACUCGCGGCAGCCACACCAGAGGCAACAGCAGCACGCAAUGCAUUAGCGAACCUUUCGAACAGAUCCAUCAACAAUGCAACGACACUCACAGACAUCGACGACGCCCAGAAUGCCCGUCGCUCAUCUCGAAAGCCCUGUCGCGAAUUCGAGAACUCUUCCUGGAGGAUCAAAGAUCAGGCUACUCAGGAGAUUCAGACCAAAAGAGUGUACGCCACAUUCGCAUCUGGUCAGCGCGACAAGGUCAAGGAAAUCGUCUUACAAGAGUCAAGGACAGCAGCACUCGACCUUCAGUUCCAAGGAUCCGAAAAGUCCGGGGCCGGUAAUACCUCUUCGUCCACCAGCGCCCAACCAAGCGAUACCAAGGCUGCGGCUGUCGAGUUUGGCCAUACCGAAUGCAAGGAAGUCGCCAUUUCUCAAACCCGACAUUUAAUCAGUCGGAAUGAGGACACCGCCUCUGUCAAGGGCAAGGGCGUUGUAACCGAGGAGUCCAAGGACACAGAGUCGCAGGAUCGCGGCGGAAGCAAGCGAAACAAAGUCGCUAUGGAUAUUGUCGAGAUCUACAGAGAUGUAACAAACACCAUAUGA
Molecule: messenger RNA, 2097 nt
Organism: Linnemannia hyalina
Lineage: Eukaryota; Fungi; Mortierellomycota; Mortierellomycetes; Mortierellales; Mortierellaceae
Source: the annotation of a GenBank genome assembly